Molecule: messenger RNA, 1534 nt
Organism: Pimephales promelas (fathead minnow)
Lineage: Eukaryota; Metazoa; Chordata; Actinopteri; Cypriniformes; Leuciscidae
Source: RefSeq, a predicted model, not a curated record
AUGGAAAUACAUACGCUGACAGGCAGAUUAACCAUCCAUGCUGAGUGCCCCAUGCAUCUGGAAGAUUUUCCGAUGGACGCCCAUGCCUGCCCACUGAAGUUCGGAAGCUAUGCCUACACCAACAACGAGGUUGUCUACAUCUGGACAGCGGAUGAUGAGAAAUCUGUUUCUGUGGCUCCUGAUGGCUCUAGACUCAACCAGUAUGACCUGUUGGGCCACGUCAUUGGCAAAGAGACGAUCAGCUCCAGUACAGGAGAAUAUGUAGUGAUGACAACAUAUUUCCACUUGAAAAGGAAAAUUGGCUAUUUCGUGAUCCAGACGUAUCUCCCCUGCAUAAUGACCGUCAUUCUCUCUCAGGUCUCCUUCUGGCUGAACCGGGAGUCUGUGCCAGCACGCACCGUCUUUGGUGUCACAACUGUCCUGACUAUGACCACGCUGAGUAUAAGUGCCCGGAACUCGCUUCCCAAGGUGGCCUAUGCAACAGCCAUGGACUGGUUUAUGGCAGUGUGCUAUGCCUUUGUCUUCUCUGCUCUCAUUGAGUUUGCCACCGUCAACUACUUCACAAAGCGCAGCUGGGCCUGGGAUGGCCAGAAGGAGGCCCAGGAGAUGCGGAGGCGAGAGUCGUCAUCUUUUUCCAAGAAGACCAACAACACUUUCAACAUUGUGGGAACCUACAGCAUGGGCGUUGCCAAAGAUCCCGGAUUGACAACCAUCUCCAAGAGUGCGACAUCCACAUCCACAUCCACCCCGUCACAGUCGGCCCGAGACAUCCGACUACCCAAAAUGGAUGGUGAAUAUGUUCCGGAAGGUGGAAAAAAGUCAUACAAUCGCGUCAGCAAAGUGGACAAGAUCUCUCGUAUCAUCUUUCCAGUGCUCUUCUUCAUCUUCAACCUGGGUUACUGGGCCACGUAUGUCAACAGAAAGCCGACCAUUAACCGGUCCAGCCCACAGAAAUGAACAUGGCGACUGCCAAAAGAGAAAAACUGCCAGUCGACCAUGCUACUGUUUUCGUUUUCCAAAAUUCCCAUCAUCCCCCCCCUUACAUCUUGUAGUAGUGCCAAACAGCCACAUAGACACACAACCCUGGUCAGUAGUUUUCCUAAUUUUUAUCCGACAUUUCCUGUGUUGCAUGAUGCAAAGUAUGAAUAAUUAAUAUCAUGACUUUAUAAAUGGAUGAUCAUUACUAAACCCUCCCUCACUUCACACGCUGUCUAUCAUCAGGAAGAAAACUUCAGUCAUUUGGCUGUCGGUCGCCAUGACAAGUAUACCCGUAGCCUUUCAGCAGCCAGUAGUGAUGUCUGUAGGCGCAUCAUUAUUAACCAUCUGUCCUUUGACACUCCGCAGACCCAGAGUAAUAUCAUCUAGAGUUGCGUUCUCAUCCCCAUGGGUCGAUAUCUGUGCAUUUACCUGUCCAGUGACUCUAUUGUUUAAACAGCCUGAGCAGGCUCCAAGAUAAAGAAACUGUGUGCCUUUUUAAUCACUCGCCAUAGAGAUGAAUAGUUUGGCACAUGCUGACAUUGUCUUCAAGCUUAUG